UGAGCAUAUGGAGUUAGUGACAGGCUUUGGACGGAGAGGAAGGUCUUUCCUCUUCACUUAAACUUUAGUGCAGUACGACAAUGCGAAGGUGCCCGAGGGUUUUGCUUGAGUCCAAAGUUUGCUGCUGUUAAUGAAAACCAGAUGAGCACUGUAUGCAGAGACAGAGAGAGUAAGGUAGAGAGACAGAGAGAAAAAGAUCAACGAAAUGACAUUUAUCUUGUUACCUCCUGUAACGAGAUGGAACUGCUAUCUCUGCCAGCCUUGAAUCGCAUGGCCAUCUGUGGUGGUACCCAUGGCAACGAGAUGACUGGCGUGUACCUGGUGCAGGAGAUGGCAAGGCGGCAGAAGGAGUUAGGGGAUAAGGCGUGGCCUGUGCCAAUAGUGCUGGUGCUUUCCAACCCACGGGCUAUGAAGGAGUGCAGGAGAUACAGCGAGACAGACCUCAACCGCUGUUUCACUAGCUCCAUCCUCAGUACCCCAAUCUCAGACAGCUCCCCUUAUGAGGUGAGGAGAGCACAUGAGCUAAAUGCCCUCCUGGGCCCAAAGGAAAGCAAAGAAGCCAUCGACGUCUUAUGUGACCUCCAUAAUACCACGUCCAACAUGGGAGUAACAAUCAUCUCCUACUCUCCGAAUGAAUGGAUCAGUCUUCACAUCUACAAGUAUCUAAAGAUGAAAAUGACUUCCGUGCCGGUAAGAUUAUUCAUGGUAAAUAUCCCCAUAAAUGAGGCCUACUCCCUAGAGUCUGUGGGCAAGAAUGGAUUCUCACUGGAGGUGGGUCCACAGCCACAUGGUGUGCUCAGAGCUGACAUAUACAAUUAUAUGAAGGAGGCCAUCGAACUAGCAAUAGAAUGGGUCAGCCUUUUCAAUUCAGGUGCUGUAAUUGAGGGUGGAGAGGUGGAAACACAUAUGUUUCAUAAGAGCAUUGAUUAUCCUCGAGAUCCUGAGAGCAAUCAGAUGACAGCUGCUAUACACCCACAACUACAGGACCAAGACUUCUGCUGUCUAAAGCCAGGUGAUCCUAUGUUCUUAUCCUUCUCUGGGGAGACUGUGUGCUACGAAGAGGAAGAUUCUCUCUAUCCCUUCUUUAUAAACGAAUGUGCUUACUAUGAGAAAGGCAUUGCCUUUCACCUAGCUCGCAAGACCACCCUGAAGAUUCCCUCAGUGAAAGUGCAGAGAGAUUGAGAACAGGGGAGAAAAAACUGAUUUGCUAAAUGACUGACAAAUUUAUAGGCAAAAGCGCACACUGAAACUAAUCUUAAAGCACCUCUCACUCUACACAGUAUUAACCAGCUUGACCUUAUCAACUCAGGGGAAAUACGUGUAAUAUGUAGACUAUUUUUCUGAAUGUAUUUCAUAAAUAAAUGUUACAGAUAAUGUGACCUAA
Molecule: messenger RNA, 1384 nt
Organism: Clupea harengus (Atlantic herring)
Lineage: Eukaryota; Metazoa; Chordata; Actinopteri; Clupeiformes; Clupeidae
Product: N-acyl-aromatic-L-amino acid amidohydrolase (carboxylate-forming) B-like
Cellular component (GO): cytosol
Molecular function (GO): aminoacylase activity; hydrolase activity, acting on ester bonds
Source: RefSeq, a predicted model, not a curated record